Messenger RNA from Argiope bruennichi, 8426 nucleotides. RefSeq names its product chloride channel protein C-like. Gene Ontology annotation, molecular function: voltage-gated chloride channel activity. NCBI's taxonomy places the organism in Eukaryota, Metazoa, Arthropoda, Arachnida, Araneae, Araneidae. Gene Ontology annotation, cellular component: intracellular membrane-bounded organelle; membrane. The transcript has 18 exons. Gene Ontology annotation, biological process: transmembrane transport; chloride transport. The record is from RefSeq and is a predicted model, not a curated record. The coding region runs from base 153 to 2738 and encodes 861 amino acids.
CAACGAGUUAGUCCAGCCAGCGCUUUAAAUUUAAAAAUGCUGUGUUGGCCUGGUAAUAGAGUUUUAGUUUCAAGGUUGGAGGAUUCAGACCAGAUUUCAUCAAGGAUCUGCUGUAUGUUAUAAGUUUGAUUCACAUUAAAUUUUUUGGAAUUAUGUAUUCUUCUGUUGAUAUGGUAAAAGUUUCAAAGUCAGUAUAUAUUAUGGAAUCAAAUUCCCCUGAAAGAGUAGAGAUGAAUUUAUCUCAGAAUGUAAGACUGGAUGCUACAGGUGCUGAAAGAAUUUUGCAAUUUAUUGAAAAUGUUCCUGGGGAUUAUGGAUCACCAUUACCAGAAAAUGACAAUGUGCAACAUAACUUUUUUGAAAAAGGAAGAGAUCUUGAAAGUGCUUUUGUAAACCACAAAUAUACUGAUGCAGAAAAAAAACUCCUCAGUGAAUAUGAAAGCUUAGAUUAUUUACCUCCUCAUAGUAAAGUGUACAAGCAAUGGCUGCAUCAACAGCCAGCAAGAAUGGAUUGGGACCACUGGGUAAUGAUGGGUCUGAUAGGAUUUCUUGUAGGUGUCCUUGGUUUUUUUCUACAUCAGUUCAUUGAAUUGCUUGCAGAUUUAAAAUGGGAAAAGGCUAGGGAAUAUAUUGAAGAAGAUAAUUUUAUGCAUGCUUGGCUGUGGGUCAUUGCUAUCAGUUUAUUAUUUGUCUUCAUCAGCUCUUCAUCUGUAGUACUUCUGCGUCCAAGUGCUGCUGGUUCUGGAUUGCCUGAAAUAAUUGCUUACUUGAACGGUACAAUUGUGCGUCACAUAUUUAAUGUCAAAACAUUAGUUAUCAAAUUCAUAUCGUGUGUAUUUGCUGUUUCAAGUGGAAUGCCUGUUGGACCUGAAGGACCAAUGAUUCACCUAGGGUCACUAGUGGGUGCUGGAUGUAGUCAGUUAAAAUCCUCUACUUUGAAAAUUAAUCUACCAUUUUUCAAAAGAUUCCGUAAUUCAGAAGACAGGAGGAAUUUUAUUUCUGCUGGAGCUGCAGCUGGAGUGGCUUCUGCUUUUGGUUCACCUGUUGGAGGUUUGUUGUUUUCCAUGGAAGAAGUAUCGUCAUUCUGGAAUAUGAAAUUAUCAUGGCAAACUUUUUUUUGCUGCAUGAUUUCAACUUUUACUUCUGAUCUGUUGAAUUCAGCUUUUACUGGAUUUCAUUAUGAAGGCAACUUCGGAUUAUUCAAAACUGAAAAAUAUAUUUUAUUUCAGGUUGUAAGAAGAAUUGAUUUAAAUAUUAUAGCCCUUGUGCCAACAAUUAUUGUUGGAGUGCUGGGUGGACUUCUAGGCACUCUUUUCACUUUCCUGAAUUUAAAAGUUGCCAGAGUUAGAAGAAAAUUAUUGUCUUCUGUGAAAUCUAAGGGAGUUAAACAAACGUUACAGAUCACUGAACCGUUGAUAAUAAUGAUUAUAAUGGGAACAUUAUCUGUAUUUCUUCCGACAUUACUGCCGUGUACUACAUUUGCUUGUGAUCAUAUGGAUGAAAACGGUGAUUGUUCUUUGUCAAGUGGAAUUCGAGUAGAAAAAAGUGUUGAAUCCUAUAAUUGUUUCAUAAAUAAAACUGGAAAUAUUCCGAAAAAGAUUAUGUAUAAUACUAGUUAUAAUGAAGCGGCUACUUUGCUAUAUUUGACUGGUGACAGAGCUAUACAUCAUCUUUUUUCUCGGGGAACUCAUCUCGAAUUUAAUUUUUUAUCGCUCUUAGUUGUCCUACCUUGUUAUUUCAUUCUUGCAUGCUGGGCCGCUGGAACUUCAAUUUCAAGUGGAGUAGUUAUUCCUAAAAUGUAUAUUGGUGGUGUGAUGGGUCGCCUAGUUGGUAGGAUCAUGGUUGAAGCAUUUGGAAUUCAAACUGAUUUGUAUUGGGCAUGGAUGGAUCCUGGUGCUUUUGCUUUGAUAGGUGCUGCAGCUUUUUUUGGUGGAGUGUCUCGUCUAACGAUGUCGUUGACUGUCAUAAUGGUGGAACUAACAAAUGAUGUGCAGUUUCUUCUAUUGAUUAUGGUUGCAAUAAUGGUGUCUAAAUGGGUUGGAGAUUAUGUGACUCAUCCUUUCUAUCAUGCUCAGCUGGAAUUGAAAUGCAUCCCAUUUUUAGAUUCAGAGCCAGUAGUGCUAUUUGAUGGAACAAGAAACUUAAAUUUGGAAUUGUUUGAAGCUAGCCAUAUUAUGUCAAGCCCUGUUGUAACCAUAGAAACAGAAGUAUCUGUUUCACAGGUGGCAAAACUUUUACUAGAAACAAAUCACUGUGGUUUUCCUGUCGUCAAGCGAUCGAAUAAUAUUUCAACGUUUUUUGGUCUCAUUACUAGGACUGAAUUGAGUGUUCUGUUAUGUCAUGAAGAAGCCUUUGAUUCUGAUUCAACUUUCCCAUUGCCUGCAGUAGAUUAUUCACAGUUUUGUGAAGAUGAUGUGGAAAAGUUGGGAAAAUCUACGAAAUUUUUGGAUAUGCUGUCUAAUCUGACAAGAGAUGAAUAUUCGGAGAGAUACCUUAAUUUGAUCCCAUAUGUCAACAAAUCAGCUGUUUGUGUGCGAGGAGAGUUUUCACUUCAUCGGGCUUACAUUAUAUUUCGAUCUCUUGGAUUAAGACAUUUAAUUGUUGUAAAUGAAAGUAAUGAAGUCGUUGGAAUUAUCACACGCAAAGAUUUAAUGGGCUAUAACAUUGAGGAAAAGUUGUCAAAAAUUUAUGAUUCAUUCAACAGUCGAGAGAUGGCAUCAUUUGAGGAAAUUUCAUGAACAUUUUCUUUGAGGGAGAUUUGUUGAAAUAUAUUAUGCUACUUACUUAUAAUUUGAAAAUUUUUACAUUACAUAUUCUUUGUGUUUUAUUCUACUGUUAUACGCAAACUUUGACAGCCUAGUAGAGGCAAAUGUAAUUGAUAAAUUAAAUGAGAAUUGAACAAAAGAAUAUAUAAAUAUUUCUAAAUAGCCAUGAAUUUAUUUAGUGGGGUUUGCAAUUCUUGGAUCUGUCAUAUAUAAAAAUAUUAUCGAGUCCUAAAUUUUUUGACCAUUAGUUGUAACAUUGAUGUCCGAAUAACCUUUGUCGCUAUUAAAUUUAAUUAUUCUUUCCUAUUAUUUUGUGGUGUUGAAGCCUUAAGUGAUUACAGGUGAUCCGUUUCAAUGUACCAGAAUAAUGACGGCUUUAUCUGAAUUAUUUAAUAAAAUUAACACUAAAGGAAAAACUAAUAGUUAUUUUAUUUGUAUGUUAUAUAUAUGAAAAUUUGUCGAGAAACGUACUUAUAUUCUUUUAUUUUUUCUAUUGUUGCAUGAUAUUUUCUUAAAUAUAUUUUAAUACGAAUUUUAAUGACAAUCACAAAAGUUUUUGAUUACUCGAAAAUAUAUACACGAAACGAAGAGGUGACAUUAAAAGAAAAUGAACAAAUUUUGAAUAUACCUAAAUAGCGUGUUCAAUUAUUUUUCUCAAAUUUUAUUGAGUCUCAUUUACUAACUUUUUCUGAACCUCCCCCCUUCCGAUAAAUAAAAAUACAUUCUACGUAUGAAAGAAAUUCAAAAAUUUCAAAAUUAAUGGACAAUUAAAUAAUAAGAACAGAACCAAAAAAAUUGUGACAUACUCCUCUCCUGUUUUGAUUUUUGGGGUUGUAUCUUAUUUCUGUCUGUGAACAUUAUUUUCAUAAGAGGGGUGUUUUUGUCCACGAAUAUUGUAUCUGAAAUUAGAAAAUCCUUUUAUCUCUUCAAAAAGUUUUUGUAAGAAAACUUUGUCCUAUCAUUCUAUGAAAACGAGUUGUUUUAAAAUAAACUGUGUUCUAGAAUUCCCCCUCCCCCUGUUUUCUCAUGUAGGCCGUUUUUUGUUUGUUUGUUCAUGUGCUUAAAGCAUGGGCAUUUAAAAUUAACAAUCAAAAGCUGUAAUAAAAUGUUUAAAAACAUAUAUUCAGCUGUGAACUAGCACGAUUUUCUUACAUCAGUUUCUUGUGGAACAGUGUCAGCAAAUGGCGCAUUAAUACACCCCUUAUAGAGUAUAAAAGAAAUGCUCAUAACAAAAAGUUUUAUUACAAUGUUUCUUUGUCAUAUUUAUUUUUCGAAUAACUUUACUUUAACUCAGACUUUCUAAAUUGAAUAUUUUUCUCUAUGGGUAUUUUUUUUUUUUUUUACAUCCUUGUAAACUGUUUAUUGUUGUUGCUGUUUUUUAUGCUUGUCCUUGAUAUGGAAAAAAAAUGAAUUUUGUUACAUAUGAAUGUUUUUUUUAUGUUUUGUUUAAGAGCUGUUGAGCUUACAGUAAAAAUAAAUACAUGCAAGAUGUUCCAAAAAAGUGGAACAAGCAUUUUUUUUUUUUAAAUAUUGCAAUGUUAUAUAUAUUUCUAUUUGUAAAUUUUCAUUCAAUAAGAUAAGCUGCUGCAUGAAAGUACUCUGGCUUCUGUAGAAAUUGAUAAUAAAAAGUUACAAUAAUUAAAUAUCUAUACGAUCCGUGGUGUGAAAAAAGUUCAGCAAGUGAAAUGUUUCUCAACUCAACUCUCAACUCUCUAAGUUUAAAAAUUUCAUACUUCUAUAUGUAAAUAAGAUAUUAUAAAAGACAAAUUUAUAGUUUUAGGUCAAUUUUCAAAAUUCAAAUUAGUUUUUGAACGAAUCUUUCAUUGCACAUUUCAGGAAAAUACAAAUACCACAAUAGGUUAUUAAAAGGGUGGGAUCAAAAAAUACUAAUGCAUUUAUGAACUCUUAUUGAAUUUUAAAAAUCGGUCAAAUAGUACAUUAAUUGAAGUAUUUAUAUAACUCGUUCGAAAUUAGCAGCUUUGGCAUUUAUACAAAGUUGCAUUCUUAUAAUAAUCAUUUGCGUACACACAACCUGUUUCAUCACUUAUCACAUCAAGACGGGACUAUUUAAAUUCGACUAAAACGCACUAUGUGUACUGGAGACGUGUUAUGCACAGAACAUAAGCGACCUCAUGGAUAAAAGUCAAAAGGCCUCAUACCGGAUAAUGUAGAAAGAAAUUCAACAGGUCUUUAUUAUCCAAUCCACCUGUAAGGGAAUUUCGCAUUCAACCAUCUUUCCAUAGCUGACGUAUGCAGUAUUUAAUUGCAAGAAAACGUAUGGAAGCCCUGCCGAAGACAAUUCAUUCAUUAACUCUGACACUCCAUUCAAAACUAACUGAAUAUGUCUUUCAUCAUACUGCUGUAAAAAAUUGAACCAACCAACAAGAAAAGCAAUUUUGAAAAUGCCAGUGAAAUUUAGAAUGCAUAGAAAAUUGCUAGUGAUACUUAACCUUUCAUACAAAAAGUGGAUUUUUGUCGUUUUGACGAAUUAUGCUUUCUCUAUUAAUGUCCCAUUCAUCUCCCCCAAUUGAAUUUCUCAGGAAAGUAGAAUUCGAUUUUACCUGAAGUAAGACCAAAUUACAAAAAUCUAGCCAUUGGUCGUGAUCUAAUUGUCACAUUCAAUAUGACAAUCAGGUUCGUUAACUAUGAAAAUUAACUUUUUAGUUUUUGAACGGCUAUCUAACAUUUAUUAACUUCUUUUAAGAGGAAAUAAAACUUACAUACACAAGCUACAAGAACCGAUCUAAACAGUUUCAGUUAAUUCUACUCCUCGGAGUUUUUUUCCCCCUUUCGAGUUGAGGUGUCAGUUCCUGCUCCCUCAGUCCUGCUUCCGUUUCAUGGGAAAUAUAUCUCACGCAACACUCCCACUUUUUGAGUUUUAAAGUACACGAUUAAAAUUCAAAAUUCUGCAUACUAAGUUCAAAGGUUCAAUCGUUUGGGAAUCCGGAUCUCACGGCCUAGACGAGUUGUCUUGGCAUUCUGUUUGGAUUUGAAUUUAGGCUAGACUCUUCUAGCUCCUCAGGAUAUAUCACAUCUUGUUGGGGUCUAGUCUCUUUUACGUGUUCAAUUUCUCAGGUUUGUUUCUCCCUCAAAUCCUCUCCUAAGGGAGCCUGCACUUCAAGGGCGUAGAGACGUUGCGCAGGUCUUAAAAAUUCCUCGUUUUUCGUUUUCACUCUCGUAAGCCCAACAGUGCCGUCUUUCCCGGAGAACACUUUAAGUAUCCUGUCCAAUUUAGCCACUUUUGACUUGGCACUUCAACUAUGACUAUUUUUCCCACCUUGAAGUCAUGGAUAUUUCUGAUUUUCUUCAUUUGUUCUCUUAUUUGCCCCAAAUAUUCCAGUCUAAAAGGACUUCUGAUAUGUUCUUGUAGUUUAAACUUAUAUUGCUACCUCUUGCGUAGACUGUUGCCAGACAUAUCCACGAUUUCGAGGUUUGAAACCUCAUUUCUAUUUGGUUCUCUGAGGAACAUGGAUGGUGUUAAAGGUUCCAAAUCAUCCUCUUCCGAAAUGUAUGUGAUAGGUCGUGAAUUCACGUAACGCUAUUUUCCUUACUCACAGGUCUGUAAGGGAGAUAAUGCACAUUUAAACCCUGCUUGUCUUUGACUUCUUCAAUGACACCUUCAAAAAUCCAUUUAUCAAAGACAUCUGUAUACACUUUCACUUUAUCAGAUUCGACCUUUUUGUUAACAUAAUGAAGGCGCUUCUCUGCCAUCUGUUGGUUGUCAGGAAGCCCCGGGGUGAUUUUAAGACCCAAGGUAAGGCAACCUCGUACCUACCCUCUUCGUUGAUCAUCAGAGUGCUUCGAAAAUAUUCCAUUAUAUCUUGAUGCCUUUCAGUCUUCUUUUUUGACUCGGUAGGGUCAGAAAUUCCUAUGGCUUCUAACUUCUACAAAUCAUUUAUGAUACAUUCGUUCACUAGUAAGUCUAUCACCAUCAUGGUACUGUUAGAGUUGGAACUACUGGGUGAUUUUCCGAAUAGCGUCCAGCCAAACAACGUUUUUAUGGUUGUUAGUCCACAACUGAAGUUGAGGAUUUUCCCCGUCAUUAAUUGUCCUACUAUGUCAGCACCUAUAAGCAAAUGGAUAAUAGGAGAAGAACAAAGUGGAAAAUAAUCUUUAUCAGUUAAGUCUAUGCCAUUAGCUUCUAGUUCUUUAGAGAAGAACCCCUCUGGCAUCAGGCGAAUCUCAGAACAAAUCUUCUCUUGGUGAAGUACAUUGAACGUACAAUGGUAUUUCUUUCUAACGUCGCUUACAAAAAUUCGAUAUUCCAAAUGUCUCUGUCGAUCGUCAGCCGCACCAAACAAGGUAUGCACGAGAGUUGUUUCCCUCACAGCAAUAUAAUUCAUCUUCACAGUAGCCUCCUUCAUUAUGCACGAUUUUUGACUUCUGGUAUCUUUAAGUGCCCUUUCUGCAAAAUCUUCGUUUUCACUUCUGAGAAGUACAACAAGAGUUUGAAGGAAAACAUUUGAGGAACAUGUAGGAUUUGGCAGUGUCUUGAAAUGCUCAACAUUCUUGACGCCAUUGGCUUCUUUAUGGCAGAGAUAUCCGUCAGUUUUUGCAUUGGGGCACAUCACAGCAUGAUGUCGUUUUCCACUGUUCUCGCAGUUUACUCGGACCUUACACCUCUUGGACACGUGACUAGUAUAUAAACAUCUGAAGCAACAGCCUCGUUUUUUCAAUCUUGCCGUUUGAUCAUCUAAAUUCAUGUUUCCAGCAAAAUGGCAAUCUUUUGAUUCAUGAUUAUCUUUAUCACAAAAGAUGCACUUCAAAAAAGAUUAAGAGUUUCUAUUUCCUGAAAACUGUUCGUUUCUGUUGCCGUUUGGUAUUGCACUUCUUUUCUGAGAUCCGUCAAAUGUUUAGUUUCUCAGGUUCCUACUCACUUUUUUAUUAAGUCGAAGUUGCAACUAUUAACCAAUUAAGGUAAACAGUAAUAUGCGUGAUUAUCAAAUUUCUUUCAAGUCAUGAUGAUUAGACGAUGUACAAUUCGACAAGUAUUGACAGUUUUUACGUUUUGAAUAAUUUUACAUUUUUAAAAUAAAUGCCUCCAUUUGAAUUUCUAAUAAGAUUCACUAAAUUUAAAAAUAAAUCUAAGCUUGCAUUUUUAAAAUAAAUGCAUCUAUGAAUUUGUAAUAAGAUUCUCAAAAUUUAAAAAUAAAUCUAUCUUCACACGUUUUGCGGAUAGAAAUGUAAAACUUUAUAUGUACAUAGAUCAAUGUAAAAUAAACAUUUUACUAAUUUCCAUUUUAGAGGCAGAUUAAAAAUGUAAUUUUUAAAACUCUUUUUUUAUUAACCUCCACAGAAGCUGAAAUGUUUUAUUUCUAUUUGCUUAUCUUAUUUUUUUUUAAAAAAACCUUUGUAAUUAGAUAUCUAAUGAUAUAUUUAGAGAAAUAAACUUCCUAUUUCCUAUUGGGGGGGGAAUCCUGUUUAUAGUAAAUGUAUUGUUUCCGAUUAUUGAUAUUUCUUAUUCGAAGAAAUAUCACCGCUUCCAGUUGUCGAUUUACACAGAGAUGUAUUGCCUAAAUUUUUAUAAAUUUAUUUGCUUUACUUCGUGAUUUUUUUUCUUUGCUUGAGCAACAAUUAUUUUGUGGUAAUAAUUCCAGUUACAGCCAGUGUUUUUGUUGAUUAUUUAUUUAUUUUUGAAAACUACGCCGGUAGUUUACAAAA